This is a messenger RNA of Monosiga brevicollis MX1, 2166 nucleotides long. RefSeq lists its product as uncharacterized. Lineage: Eukaryota; Choanoflagellata; Craspedida; Salpingoecidae. The transcript has 2 exons. Gene Ontology annotation, molecular function: protein binding; metal ion binding. Bases 1 to 2166 code for a protein of 721 amino acids. The record is from RefSeq and is a predicted model, not a curated record.
AUGUCGCUCAACACACUGGCGGGCCGAACCUAUAACGAUUUGAACCAGUAUCCCGUGUUCCCGUUUGUGGUUGCAAACUAUGAGGCCCAGGAGCUGGACCUCGAGGAUCCCUCAAAUUAUCGAGACCUCAGUAAGCCCAUGGGGGCUCAGUCCGCAGCUCGAGCCGAGAGCUUUCGUCAGCGCUUUGAAGCCUGGGACGAGAGCCUGGACGCAGACACGCCGGCUUUCCACUACGGCACCCAUUACUCCAGUGCGGCUGCCGUAGCCACUUUUUUGGUUCGCCUGGAACCGUUUGCCGAGUUUUUCUUGCAGAUGCAAGGCGGGCACUUUGACCAUCCGGACCGCAUGUUUCAUAGCAUCGGAGAGAGCUGGCUAUCUGCCUCGGCUAAGAGCAACGCAGACGUGAAGGAGCUCAUUCCCGAGUUCUUCUGCUUGCCCGAAUUUCUGGUCAACUGCAAUCGCUUUGAUUUGGGGAUUAAGCAAAGUGGCGAACCUCUGGACCAUGUUCUCUUGCCACCCUGGGCCAAGGGCGACCCUCAUCAUUUUGUGCGAGUACAUCGCGCUGCCCUGGAAAGCGACCUCGUAUCAGCGCACCUGCACGAAUGGAUUGAUCUGAUUUUCGGCUACAAGCAGCGGGGGCCAGAGGCUGUAGCCGCGCUCAACGUGUUUCAUCACCUGACCUAUGAAGGCUCGGUAGAUAUUGACGCUAUCCAGGACCCAGUCCAACGGCGGGCUACGAUUGGCAUUAUUAACAACUUCGGUCAGACGCCACGCCAGUUGUUCAAAAAGCCGCAUCCUAACAAAAAAACCAUGUACCGCCAAACUGUUGGACACAGCGUCAAAGCGACCGCUGCUCUCGCCGGCAUGGUUGUAUCGGCACACCCUAUUAAGGUGAUCAAUGCCCCCGUCGGACAGCUGGCCCUUGAUGAGACAGGGCGAUUGGCUGUCUGUGCGUUUGGCCAGGUGCUGCUGCCGUCUUCCUACACACGUUGCUUGGACUUUACUCAGGAGCUGGGUUCUAUCGUGAGCUUUGACCUGGUGUCGGAGCGAACAGACUCCACAGUUUUUUAUGAAGGACUACACCAAUGUGCAAUCACAUGCGUAGUGGCCCCCUCCUCUCGGGAGAUCUGUACCGGUGGUGAGGACGGCACGAUUCGCAUGUGGCAACUCUCGCGCGACAAGACGCCUCGGCUGGAGUUGCAGGAAACCCUGACGGGCCAUGUGGGACCCGUCACUUGCUUGGCGUGCAACGCAGCUUACCACACGUUGGCCAGUGGCUCAGAGGAUGGAACUUGCAUUUUGUGGGAUAUGGCGCGGCGCAAUUAUCUCCGGCAGUUGCGUGGGCACGACGGCAGUGUAGUGGACAUUGCCAUCAAUAAUCACACUGCAGACAUUGUGGUGGUAACAAGUACCGCCAUUUAUUUGUGGUCUCUCAACGGCACUCUCUUGGCCCGCUCCAUCGUUGCCGCCAUCAACAACCCCAUUCUCUGCUGCACCUUGAGUGAGGUGUGCGAGUACUCGCUCGAGGAUUUGAUUAUUACGGGCCAUGAAGAUGGUCGUAUACGCAUGUGGGAUCUGCACUACACACCUGUUGAAGUGGAUGUGGAGGUGGCCGAGGAGUUGCCCCAGCUACAUGAAACGAUGGGCACUGGCCAGGUACCGUUGGAUCUCCCGCUUGGCGGUGUGCAUGGGCAACCACAAUUCGUCGCGAUGGGUGACUCUGAAGAGCCCGCGCUAGCCGUGGUCUGGACGCGCCAUCUGCGAGCGCGGGUGGCCUUGCCACUGGAGGCAACACAUGCGCCGCGGCAGGCCGACCCCUCGCCCAUCGUUGCACUUAGCGUAGACAACAGUGCAGGCAAGGUAUACACGGGUUCGGAUAAUGGGCAUGUGUAUAGCUGGACAUUGCCUGACGUGGCUGGACAAUCCAACGACCAUUGGGCGGACGAUGAUGCGGCCACGAGCUGUAUGGAAUGCGGCACCAAGUUCACCCUCACUGCGCGACGUCACCACUGUCGGAAUUGUGGGCGCGUGGUGUGCCACAAGUGCUCCAGCCAUUCGGCUGUCAUCCCUGCUUUGCACAUUAACCGCCCCGUGCGUGUCUGCAACUCAUGCUACGCGGGCAUCCGCCAACACGCACACGACAUGGACCCUGACAGCAUUGCCUGA